AUGUGCCACCUCGCUACCGCCACAUGCAAUACCUGUCAAGAACUGCAGACGGUUUUGGUCCGGCAUACAGCGACUACUUCGCACCCCCAUGCAAUUACUUCUUUGACAAACGAAUUUCACUUGCCUUGCGAAAAUGCAAAGCUCACGGGUAAGAAGUGCUGUUGGCUCUUCACCUGGCGAUUUUCCGCAACUAUUCCCGAGGUCUUUUGCAAGAAGUGCCAGAUGUACCGCGGAGAGAUUGACUACCAAACAUGGCUGUGGAGGGAUAUGAAUCGCCGAAACGAUUUGCUCAACUGUUUAGAUGUUGAGAAGUCCAGAAACAGAAACUCCUGGUGGAAAGUUUUCUUAUGCUGA
Messenger RNA from Colletotrichum truncatum, 354 nucleotides. RefSeq lists its product as uncharacterized. NCBI's taxonomy places the organism in Eukaryota, Fungi, Ascomycota, Sordariomycetes, Glomerellales, Glomerellaceae. The record is from RefSeq and is a predicted model, not a curated record.